Molecule: messenger RNA, 906 nt
Organism: Aphanomyces astaci
Lineage: Eukaryota; Oomycota; Saprolegniomycetes; Saprolegniales; Verrucalvaceae
Exons: 3
Biological process (GO): plasma membrane organization
Source: RefSeq, a predicted model, not a curated record
GUGAUCAAAAAGUCUUUGGCCCCCAAGUGGCGCCAAAAGUUUUACUUUGCGAUCAACCCUGCGACAAAGUACGCCAACACCGUCGUGAAGCUCCGCUGCGAAGACCAAGACGUGUUCGGAACGGACUUCAUGGGGCUUGUCGCGAUCGACGUCCGCGAGUGGAUCCAAAAGUUUGGCGGCAUCAAGACCGACUUGUGGCUCAGUCUAGGCCCCAACACAAACAACCCUACCCGCGCCAAUUUGAGCGAGGAAGAGCCGUCGGAACUCGGCUGGGGCCAACUGCAUGUGGCCAUCGAACCGUGUACACUGGACUGUUCGUUGGAUCGAUUGGCGCAAGGAGAAACGGACUCGGAGGUGUAUGCGGCGGGUGACGGCGGCGAGAGCGGCGCCAACGGCACGUUGGAGGAAACGCCUGAAAAUGCCAAAGAAUCGGACGAGGACAUUCAAAAACGCGAACUCGAGCAAAAGAAAAUGAUGGAUGAACUGCAACAAGUCGAGUUUAAGCAUGGCGAUUACCAGGUCCAAGUGCGGGUGAUUGAAGUGCGCGACUUGGUGCCGCAGGACGCCAACGGGUCGGCGGAUCCGGUUGUGUUUGUCGAGUGUUUGGGGGAGACGCAGCACACAGCCGUCAAGCCCAACCAGCUCAGCUGCGUCUUCGACCACCUCAUGUUCUUCAACUUCAAGGACCUGGACAAGGACACGGUCGAAGGCGCGUCCAUCCAAGUGACUGUGCAGGACGCCGACGGACCGUUUUCACACGACAAAAUCGGGACCUUUCGCAUCGAUGUGCCGUACGUGUACUACCAGAAGAACCACGAAAUGUAUCGGCAAUGGGUCGCCUUGGUCAAGAGUGCCGGCGACAGCGAACAAGGCGUCCAAGGCUACCUCCUGUACGAUAUCAUUUGA